Symsagittifera roscoffensis is the source of this 1078-nucleotide messenger RNA. Its product is annotated as p21-activated protein kinase-interacting protein 1-like. Gene Ontology annotation, molecular function: protein binding. Bases 5 to 1039 code for a protein of 344 amino acids. Lineage: Eukaryota; Metazoa; Xenacoelomorpha; Acoela; Convolutidae. The transcript has a single exon. The record is from RefSeq and is a predicted model, not a curated record.
UUAAAUGAUGAUGGAAGUGUAUGCAUCCACUUACGAGCGCUAUCUCGUAGGAUACAAAUUGACUCUCAACAGAAACAGUAAUUCAGAAGCGACAGAGUUGAAAAGUGAAGAGAAGUCAGAAGAUAAUGUGAUUUGUACGAAGCUGGAGUUGCAAUUCCGAAUACACUCGGCAGCUAGUAGUCUGCGCUGUGUAUCGACCAAUGGGAGUGUUUUGGCCUGUGGCAGUUCAGAUGAGGCCAUCUAUCUCUAUGACGUCACGAGUAGACGAGAGUUGGGACCUGUGAGGUUUCACUCGGCAACUGUUAACUGCAUCGACUUCUUCCAAAAGAGACUAAUGGUAUCGGGAGCUGAAGAUGGAAGUGUUUGUGUGUGGGACUGCAGCGGACUCACUUUCUCACUACUCAAACAGUUCCGUCUGAAGAAAGCAGUGUUGUCUGUAUCAGUGGAACCCACAAGUGGAAGAGUGGCACUCACUACAGACGCAGGAGGAUAUGUGAAAGUGUGGGACCUGUGCUCGUGUGUGCUAGCAUACAGUAUGCCUGUCAAAUGGAAACCACACACAGUUUUAUGGCCUCCUCUGCUCAAAUCAAAGUCAAGUUCAGGCAAUAAUGAGACAGAGUCUAAAAUAGACAGAUUUGCAAUACUCGGAGAUAAAAUUCUGGAUGUUAAGAGUCUCAAUGAUGGACAGACCAUAGCAUCUUUCAAAAUAGACAAUUGCGGUUUAUUGACUUGUGCCAAGUUCGUGACUGAUAAGCUGCUAGUUGUCUCAACUGAUGCGGGACAUUUGAUACUUGUCAGCUUAGAAGACAACAAGACAAUCGAACUGAGAAAUGCACACAACUCGCGCAUUAAAGGUUUAUCAGUACAACCCAACGAUGAACAAUUAAAUAAAUUUACUGUUUUCAGCGGAAGCUCAGAUGGCUUCAUCAAAGUGUGGACUUCAGAUGUUGCCAAAGAGCCUUUAGAUCUUUGUUUUGUUACUUUGGUUAAUGUCAAAUGCAGAAUUACUUCUUUGACAUCUGCGUCAAUACAAGAGUAAUAAAAAAACAUUUUGUUUUGUCUCAAUUAAUUCGAGUAU